This is a messenger RNA of Guyanagaster necrorhizus, 800 nucleotides long. RefSeq lists its product as uncharacterized. NCBI's taxonomy places the organism in Eukaryota, Fungi, Basidiomycota, Agaricomycetes, Agaricales, Physalacriaceae. The coding region runs from base 261 to 743 and encodes 160 amino acids. The record is from RefSeq and is a predicted model, not a curated record. The transcript has a single exon.
CACUCGUGAGGUGUCUGGAGGGGCGGAGGAGGGACAUCGAGGUGGAUCUGGGCGGGGAGGAGAGCGUGCGGGCCGUGCUGCAGGGGGGCGGCGAGGUGGAGAGGCUGGUGUUUGUGAAUCCGGGCGGGGGCCGGUUCGAUGCGCUGUUUGGGGAUGCGGCGCCUGUGGAGCUGGGGAGGGUGCGGAGGAUGCGGACUCGUGGGUACCCAGCAAGGGUGCUGGGUGUGCGCUGGGAGGCGUUGGAGGAGUUUGAGUUUGAGAUGGGCGAGGAGGAGGCCGGGUACUGCGUCUUGGCGGGGGCGGGGCUGUGUCGCGGCGUGCCGACGUAUGAACAGAAUUUGGAGUGGAUCGGGAAGAUGAGCGCCGUUGGCGUGUUUAGGAGCCGGGUUACCCCCGCGGUGGUGGGCGGAUGGCCGGUGAGACAUGAUGUCAUCCGCGAGUUGUGGGUCGAGGGCGAGGGCGUCGGUGGUUUGUUGGAAUGGCUGGAGCUCCCCAAGCUGGAUGUCCUCGGCGUGCUCGGUGGCGCCGACGCAGCCGCCCUCAAAGCGUUAGUGCGCCGGUCGGGAUGCACCGUCCGGGUCCUCGGCGUGUCACCUGGAGAUGGAAAUGGGCCGAUUCGAGACGUGCUGGAAGAAGCUCGGGACGUGGAGCGGCUCGUUGUCGUGGGCGGACAUCUGGAACAGAAGGAUGAUGAUUUGCGCAAGAUACUCCCCAAGCUCGCACUCGUGAGCUUUCCAAAAUAGGACAGGUCUGAUUGUGUAAUCGGAACUAUUAUAUUGUAUUUUUUUUUUUACACCGCC